Aphanomyces astaci is the source of this 1389-nucleotide messenger RNA. RefSeq lists its product as hypothetical. The coding region runs from base 1 to 1389 and encodes 462 amino acids. The record is from RefSeq and is a predicted model, not a curated record. The transcript has 7 exons. Gene Ontology annotation, molecular function: GTP binding. NCBI's taxonomy places the organism in Eukaryota, Oomycota, Saprolegniomycetes, Saprolegniales, Verrucalvaceae.
AUGAACUUCGACCAUGAACUUUUCGGUCGCCUUCAUUCGUUUGCGAAGACAGCGCCAAACGACGACCCACUUGCCGCGACUGCCAUGGACACCAUGUACUCAAUCAACUCGAGAGAGUGCUUCCUUGUGGCCGUCCUUGGGCCAAGUGGGGCUGGCAAGAGCGCCGUGGUGAACUUCAUCACCAAUUCCAGUCGGACCGACCCUGCCUACUCCCCACUCAACUGUCGCCACAGGGACUAUACCCCCCGAGUCCACGCAUGGCACGCCCUGCGCCUGAUUGACAUCCCAGAAAUACCCCCAAGCACCAGUCCAAGGUGCCACUACCAGUCGUACCUCCUGCAGCACAUGAAUCUGCUCAUCUUUGUCGGCCAAGACGGUCGCAUUUCCCCGGUCGAUAUGGAGUUGAUCCAACUGACGCAACAACAGGACCGCCCUGCCAUGUACAUCAACACACGGAUGGACCUGUCGUGCGCCAACUACCGCCACGACCACGACUUGAACUCGUCCGAGUCCGACGUGUUCGACCAGCUCAAGAGGGCGUUUCUGUCGUCUUCGCCCUUUAAUAGCCUGAACCUGCCCGUGUCCUUCGUGGAUGUGUCGACUAAGAAGCCUCUUCCGUUCCUGUACGACAACCAUCGGUGCCUCCAGCAAUUCCUAGACUUCGUUGACCAGCCGCCGACCACCCCCAUGAACAUCGACGACCUGCCGAGUAGUGCCAUUUCCCUACCUAUUGAACACCCGCAGUUGACUUCGCCGACUAGUUUGCCAUCCCUAAAAGAAAUACUACUGCCGUCGCUUCGACCAUUUCUUGGCGUGCAUGACCACAUAGUACCGUUGCCACCCCAAGGCAAAGUGAUUCAACCCGUCAACCCCGCUGGAAAAUGGACCCAAGACGAAGAUGAUCGGUUAAGGGCUGGCAUCGAGAUUCACGGACCUCGCAAUUGGAAGGCCAUUGCGAGUAUGGUGCGCAACAGAAACCACGCGCAGUGUCUGCAGCGAUGGAGGAAGGUGCUGCUGCCUGGCCUGCGUAGGGGCAACUGGACCUGCGACGAGGAUGUGCUGCUGCAAGCCCAGAUUCGCCUGCACGGGGGACACGACAAGCUCAACUGGUCCGCCGUGGCGGGGGGCGUCCCUGGACGAACGGCCAAGCACUGCCAAGAGCGGUGGAGAAACUAUUUAAACCCAGCUAUCAAGCGAGGACCGUUCGAUGGGGAAGAGCUAGACCAGCUCCUGGGUCUUUACGAGUUGUGGGGCAACCAGUGGACGCGCAUCUCGGACGCGAUUCCGGGUCGGUGCCCUGUGGAUUGCAAAACCACGUGGCAGUCGAUGCAUCCACAACACAAGCUCAACCCCCGUCCAGGCCCUGGAAGGCCCAAGCGCUUUGGGUAG